Messenger RNA from Dermacentor andersoni, 3122 nucleotides. RefSeq names its product Mitochondrial assembly regulatory factor (gene Marf). The record is from RefSeq and is a predicted model, not a curated record. Lineage: Eukaryota; Metazoa; Arthropoda; Arachnida; Ixodida; Ixodidae. Gene Ontology annotation, molecular function: GTP binding; GTPase activity. Gene Ontology annotation, biological process: mitochondrial fusion; mitochondrion localization. Gene Ontology annotation, cellular component: mitochondrial outer membrane.
CUUGCCAAACUCAUGUCAUCGCUCCAUUUGCCUAGAAUAUCAGCGUGGAUUCCUGCUGCGUCUUGUUAGCGAAUGGAAACUCCACAUGAAAUGCAUCCUGAAUGACCCAUCUAUCCGACAUAUCCGUUUACCUGCGCGAAGCGCACAUCUUCGAGCUUGUGCCCGCAUAACUGCACUGCACCAUGUCCGGCUCACUCAGCCGGUCAGUUUCCUUGAGUCCCCUUGAUCCGAGUCCCCCCAGCCAGCCGGUGUCGGGAUCACCGCCCAAACUCACAAGCUUACCUAAAGACACAAGGCAACUCGCGGAUCUAACUAUUUCUCCACUGAAGAUAUUCGUGUCGGCCAAGAAGCGAAUCAAUGAUGUAUUCGUGGGAAUACAGGGAUACGUGGAAGAAAGCCACGCCUUUCUUGCAGCCCUCAAUUCUGGUAUGGAAGCAUUCAAGGCUGAAGACUGUUCUGAGGUGGAAAAGUUCAAAGUCAAGAUUACUGGCAUUCGAGAUGUCUUGUCACGUGAUCACAUGAAGGUCGUCUUCUUUGGCAGGACCAGCAAUGGGAAGAGCACAGUAAUCAACUCCAUGCUACAAGAUAAAAUUUUGCCCAGUGGUUUGGGACACACCACAAAUUGCUUUCUUCAAGUAGAAGGAUCAGACAGCUCUGAAGCAUAUCUGUUGACUGAGGACUCCAGUGAGCCGAAGAAUGUAGAGUCUGUGCUGCAGCUCGCCAAUGCACUAAACUCUGAAUCACUUGGCGAGAGUGCACUGGUAAGGAUCUUCUGGCCGAAGGACAGAUGCAAUCUUCUGCGUGAUGAUGUAGUUCUCGUUGACAGCCCUGGCAUCGAUGUGUCCCCAAAUCUUGAUUUGUGGAUUGACAAGCACUGCUUGGAUGCUGAUGUGUUUGUGCUUGUGGCGAACGCUGAGUCUACUUUGAUGGUUACUGAAAAGAACUUCUUUCACAAGGUCAGCGAGCGCCUUUCGAAGCCAAACAUAUUCAUCCUUAACAAUCGCUGGGAUGCAUCAGCGUCAGAGCCGGAGAUCAUUGAGAAGGUACGAAAACAACACCUGGAGCGAAACCUUGCAUUCUUGGUGGACGAGUUGAAAGUUGCCAAUCGCCAGCAAGCUGAGGACAGGGUGUUCUUCGUGUCGGCACGGGAGGUCCUCAAUGCCAGGCUGCGCAAGCAGCAGGGCCUACCCCAGCAUUCGGGCAUAGGUCUUGCCGAAGGGUUCCAAGGGAGGUACUUCGAAUUUCAAGACUUUGAGAGGAAAUUUGAGGAGUGUCUUUCCAAGUCUGCGGUAAAAACGAAGUUUGAGCAGCACACACAAAGAGGGGAGAAGAUCACAAGUGAGCUACGAGCCAUCAUGGACAAAGUUUACGAGCAGGCAUCAUUGCUCAAGACAGAAAAGCAGACCCUUCGGCGUGAGCAAUGGGAGAGGCUGCAGUUCACGCAGCAGCAGCUGCAGCUACUGACGGAGGAGGCGAAGCAGCGCAUCGGGCAGCUAGUAGAGCAAGUGGAGCAGCAGGUGGCUGGCGCCCUGAGCGAGGAGAUCCGCCGGCUGGAGCUGCUGGUUGGCGAGUUCGAGCGACCCUUCCACCCAGACCCGCUGGUGCUGGGUGUGUACAAGCGCGAGCUGCACGCCUACGUCGAGCGCGGCCUUGGAUGCAACCUGCGUGCCCGCCUGUCAACUACCCUGCAGAUGUCCGUCGAAAAUGCCCAGAAGGAGAUGACUGGUCGGAUGUCAUCGCUGAUACCAUCGGAGCAGCAGCCACAGAUGCUCAACGUUCUGCCGCGGCACAAUUUCGAGGUCCUGUAUCGGAUCAACUGUGAGAGCCUCUGCUGCGACUUCCAAGAAGACCUGCAGUUUCGCUUUUCAUUUGGCCUGGCCAACAUGAUUAAGUUCUUCACGCAACACCGGAAGGUGGACCCGGCCACAGGCGUCAGCUACUCGAACACGAUUCCAAGGCCGCAGCUGAGCACACCGCAGACCCCGAGCAACGAGAUCAAAGUGUUCCCGGCAGCUCCUCCGGACUACCUGGGCAUAGUGCACAAGUUGGCUGUGGUCUCCCCAACACCUCAGACUGCUCUUGGCGUGCUAACAGUCGGAGGAUGUAUGGUUCGUGCAAUUGGGUGGAAGGUGAUCGCAGUGGCGCUGGGGACGUACGGGGCACUCUACCUUUUUGAGCGGCUCACAUGGACCAAUCGGUCAAAGGAACGUUGCUUCAAGCGCCAGUAUGUGCAGCAUGCCACUCGAAAGUUGCGCCUAAUCGUUGACCUCACCAGCGCCAACUGCUCUCAUCAAGUGCAGCAGGAACUGUCAAGCACAUUUGCACGCCUGGGACAUGUGGUGGACGAAGUGGUGAAUGAUAUGGAUGCAGACAUCAAAAAGCUGGACAAGGAGAUCGCCAAGAUGGAGGAGGCCACAACCAAUGCCAGAACAUUGAGGAACAAGGCUGGUUAUUUGAUGAGCGAACUGGAGACCUUCUCACAACAAUACCUCCAAUAUGAUCAGUAGAGUAUGGAGACAUCAUUUGGCACUGGUCUUUAGUCUUCUGUUGGCCCUGACGAAAGCACCUUCUCGAAUUUCUUUGAGAAGGAAAUGUUGACAAGCAUGCAUGAUGUUCAAUUUCAAGUCACCUUCUGUUUGUUUUUUGCCUUGCACAAUUUUAUCGUUAAUAUAGUUUGAAUGAUUGAAGUCAGGCUAUGAAUGGAUUGCAACAAAUACAUCAAUUUGCUGUAAAAAUUAGUAUGCAAAUUUAAUGCACUAUUAACAGUUUUCAUAAUGAAGUUGGAAAUUUCUUGUUUCCUCAUAUUGCAUGCAAGUUGCUUAUGUCAGACGCCAGCAUUAUGUAGUUUAUUUGCGCUAGAUGGCUGUGAUUCUUCACUCUACAUCUGUUGUUUAAGCAUGCCAAGAAGAGCUCUAUUGCCUUUGUUGCCAUCUGUGUUUCGUAGGCCUGUUCUUUUUUUUUUUUCUUAGAGCAUGCAUCAGUUGUUGGAGAAUGGCUGGUUAUUGUAGGUAUUUUGCUGUGCAUGCACGGAAAUGAUUCAAGGAACAUUAUUCUUGUUCAGACUGAUUUGUAUUGUGCAAUAAAUAAAGCUGGAAAGCACAUCUCUAUUCUACGAAACUGCA